Messenger RNA from Notolabrus celidotus (New Zealand spotty), 688 nucleotides. RefSeq names its product lymphocyte antigen 97, tandem duplicate 3 (gene ly97.3). Bases 221 to 499 code for a protein of 92 amino acids. The record is from RefSeq and is a predicted model, not a curated record. Lineage: Eukaryota; Metazoa; Chordata; Actinopteri; Labriformes; Labridae. The transcript has 4 exons.
CUGAGCAUUGGAAAAGUGUUGCCCCUGAACACAGUGUACCCAGGGUGAGUCGGCUACUGAGCAUAUUGACACAGCAGAGAUACGGCACUUAAUGGGACGUAACCAUGACAGGACGAAGUAUGAACAGGUAUAAAAAAGAGGGGAGGUCGAUAAAGACGUCUCAGUCACAGGCAGAAACAGAGGCGGACAAAACAGCAAGGUUGCACUAUCAGACAGAACAAUGAAGUUGUUGGUGUUGGCUCUAAGCGUGGCCCUGCUGUUUACAGCUGGCAGCGCCCUGGACUGUCAUCGCUGUGUCUCCAAAAAGGCUGGAGGGCCAUGCGAGUUGACUGUGGAGACCUGUAACCCUGAAAAGGGCGCCUGUGCUGCUGCCAGGUUCCUCCGGGCACCAUUUGGCCAAUACCAGAAAUGCAUGAGGCUGGAGGACUGUGAGAUGCUGCAGACAAACUCCUUCAUCAACAUAAACUGCUGUACCGAAGACAUGUGCAACAGCUUUUAAAAUCUGUAUUAAAAACCUGAGAGAAUGAGAGUAGAGCAGAGAUGUUGGGUUUUUUUUAGUGAGGCAUUUAAAACCAAAUGGUCCUGCAGCCUGCGGAUUUUGUUGGUUUAAUGUUGUAUGAUCAGGAGUGAAAUCAAAGCAGCUCAUGUGUAGGAAAAACAACUCUCAAAUAAAAAAGUUUGAGGAAGA